AUGCUAGAUUUUAGAGAUCUAUUAGUUAUGAGAAUAGACAAGAGUGUGUACCAAGUAGAUUGCAGGUCUCUUCCAACGGCCGAUGAGGACAUUGAAUGGGGAUUUCUGAACAAUGAAGGGCAAGUAGCCCUACAGGAGACCAUGUCGGAGGUCAGUCAAGACAUAGUGAAGGAUUCCAUCAUACAGGGCGCUCAGCUCUUUGAGUUGGCUUGUGUGAGAAUGAACGAGUGGACAAAACAGACACUGCAGGAACUAAGGAACGAUUCAAUAUUACAGGUGCAAACUAUCAUAUGUCACAACCUGACCACACAAUUGAUAUCGGAGCCCUUUCGGGACUAUGGAUGGACUUUGCAGUCCAAUCCCAGGCAAGCCGAAGGCAGAGAGUACAAACAACAGCUGAUAAACUAUUUACAACAGGUGACACUUGCACUUCAGUACCUACACUCGUUGAGGAUCAUCCACUGUGACCUUCACUGCAGCUACGUCUUUGUCAAUAUUGUCACGAACCGAGUGAAGCUGGGACGGUUUGGCCGAGCUGCUUACCUGCAGGGCACAAUAUCAGACAACAUGUUCAAUCCACAUGUUUACAAAGUGGCGCCGAAGAAUUCACUACAACGAUGUCCCCCCGAGGUUGAACAACUGGGAAAAUAUUCGAGAGCCUCUGACAUUUUCAUGUUAGCAGAUUUGAUCUCAGAUGCCCUGAUCCCUGAGAAAUGGGUCCAUGGAGCAAUCAGUCCUCUUCAAAUAGAUCAACAGUUGCUUGAUUGCUUGGAGAAGUGCAGAAGCCAGAACCCAUCAAGAAGAUUGAAAAUUGACUCCAUCCUCACUGCAUUGCAGGAUUUCAAGAUAAGGUCGCUGAUGAAAUGUGAUUUACCUUUCCCGAUACCUGUUCAACUACACUCUACAAGCGACAAAACUUACGUGGAGGGAGAGGUCGACCAGUUCCUUCCACCCUCCAACUCGCACUACAUGAGCAUCAUGCAUGACUCUGAGGAGGAAGAAGACCUUUAUUAUAGCAUUGCCUAUAACCCGGACUAUAUGAAUGACUCAGUGCAACCCCAGGUGGGUGAUGAGUCUGUGUAUCAAUGUCACCAGCCGUACAGCGAGGAUAUCUAUGAGGAUAUCAACUGCAGGUGGGAGAAAGUGGUGACAGAAUAUCGGAACGAGAACAGGUUAAUUUCCCCCGACUCUGACUCUCAGCCACCCUCAUUCACACCGCUCUGCGGUUACCAGGAUGUGGGUAUUGAUAGAAAGAACAGGCCAAAAUAGAUGGUCCUCGCUGUAUCCGUGUUGAGUCCUAUAGCUUAGAUGUUAAUGCGCUUGCCUCGAGAGGACCCAUGUUCGUUUCCCAGGCAGGGCAAA
This is a messenger RNA of Callorhinchus milii (elephant shark), 1362 nucleotides long. RefSeq lists its product as uncharacterized. Gene Ontology annotation, biological process: protein phosphorylation. The coding region runs from base 1 to 1269 and encodes 422 amino acids. Gene Ontology annotation, molecular function: ATP binding; protein kinase activity. Lineage: Eukaryota; Metazoa; Chordata; Chondrichthyes; Chimaeriformes; Callorhinchidae. The record is from RefSeq and is a predicted model, not a curated record. The transcript has 10 exons.